Messenger RNA from Leguminivora glycinivorella, 5040 nucleotides. RefSeq names its product DNA repair protein complementing XP-C cells homolog (gene Xpc). Gene Ontology annotation, biological process: mismatch repair; nucleotide-excision repair. NCBI's taxonomy places the organism in Eukaryota, Metazoa, Arthropoda, Insecta, Lepidoptera, Tortricidae. The coding region runs from base 128 to 3679 and encodes 1183 amino acids. The transcript has 10 exons. The record is from RefSeq and is a predicted model, not a curated record. Gene Ontology annotation, cellular component: cytoplasm; nucleotide-excision repair factor 2 complex; XPC complex. Gene Ontology annotation, molecular function: single-stranded DNA binding; damaged DNA binding.
AUAUUUUUUGAUUUUUUGUCACAGAACAGAAUCGUGCUUUGUGCGAUCUGCCGGGUACUUUAGAAAUAAUUGCAGUUCAUGGUAUUGGUAUUUAAGUGUAAUUUCGUAUAGUAUUUAGUUAUAAAACAUGCCAACGACUCGCAAAAAAGUAAUCAAAACCGUUUACAAAGAUGAAAACGAUAGCGAGCCCGAGGAGUCCGGAGAUUUUAGCGACUCGGGUUCCGACGCCAAAAUAACUGACGUCUCCAGCUCCGAAGACGAGGAGCAAGCCGUGUCCUCAGGAGAAGAAUUUGAAGACGAAGAUUCAAAAAGCAGUAAACCCAAAAAAGCAGCACCGAGAAGAAGGCCGCAAUUUGCGAAAAACUUCAUUAAAAAGAUUCGCGAUGAACCUCCGGAUGAUUUGGGUGAAAAUUCUGCUGCCACAAAAGCAUUCUCGGUGAAGGAUUUAACCGAUGCUGAUAAACUGUUGCCUUCUUUUCUCAACCUAUCAGAAAGUGACAGCAGUGAUGAUGAAUCUCCCAGAAAACCACCGAGUAUACCUACCAACACCACCUUCUCAUCCGCCAAUGAUGCAGACAGCGACCAUGAAACUAAAAUGGAGUAUCAAGAUGUAUGGUCUAAAAACAUACCCGACAACAGUGACGAGAUUGCCCAAAAGACUUUCAAGGAAUUGGAAAUCCACAAAACCAAAAUCGAAGAGACAAAAGCCUCAAUCCUCAAUUACACGGCCAAGAAUUCAUCCCAGGCCUUUGAUGUCAAGGAUCUGUUAGCUCAGGGAGAGGAAGUGUUGCCAGAACCCCCUGAAGUUAAGAAAACUAAGAAAAAGAAGAAACAAAAUGACAGUGAUUCUGAAAUGGAGGAUUGGGAGGAGGUGAAAGAGUCAAAACCACUUCCAGCUUCCGGAUUGCAGGUGGUAGUUGACUUCCCCGAUGCUGUCCACAGGAAAUCUAAAAAGCUAGAUGUUGAGAUGAUGAUGAGGAGGAAAAUGAACAGGGUUAAAAAAGAGUACCAAGUGUACAUGCAUAAGGUCCACGUCUUGUGCUGGCUGGGCCACGGAAACUAUGUAAGCUCCGUUUUAAAUGACCAGGAAAUAAUGAGUGCAGUAUUAACGCUAGUCCCAUCGAAAGAAUGCUACCCGGGUGAAAGAGUUGAUGUAAAAUAUGUUGAACAGAUCACUAAAUGGUUAAAGAAUAAAAUGACUUUAGUACAAGAUAAGCACGAGAACAAAUUCAAGCCUAAAUCGCCCCCUCUUAAGGAUAUCUUGUUGAAAGAGAUCAAGAACAAAACAGUUUCAACUAAGAAGUUUAUGUUUUUCAUUUUUGUUAGCAUGUUAAGAGCUCUCGGUCUACAGUGUCGAGUCAUGUUCAAUUUUGUAACAUUGCCAAUUAGGCCGCCUAGUUCCGAACUCUGUUCUCUAUCUACCAAGGAAAAAGAAGAAAAGCAAAAUGCGGAACCUAAAAAAGAAGAUACAAAAAAAUCUGCUCAGAAAAAAUCAUGCAAAUCGAAGAAAAAAUCAAAACAGAUACCACAAGUUGAUGGAAACUAUGAUAGUGACAUGGAUGUGGAUGAUAUAUAUUUUAGUGAUACAAACAUAAUGCAAGUUGAUGGCAAUGAUGAUGGUAAUAUUGUAGCUAAAAGUCGUAAAACUAGACGAAGUAAAGCAUCUAUAGCUAUAGAACCCACAGAAAAAGAUGAGGAUGUUUCACCACCUAAAAGGGCAAGAAGUGCUGCCAAUCCCUUAAAUUCUGAACCUUCGAAAAGUGUAUCCCAAGAUAAAAUUCUACCAAAGAAGAGAAACAGAAAAGCCAGUGAAGAGAAAUCUAAAGCUCAAGAAACAAAACCGGUCAAAGUAGAUAAAAAUAAAGCUUCACCAGCUUCUAAGACACUUUCUUUAAAUAGACGUGGCAAAACUAUUAAAGAAACUGAACCAAAAGAAAGCAAAAAUGAUAUUUCAACUACUUUACAAGAAAAUUCAAGUAAAAAGGAUACAACUGCAAAACAGACUGAUCCUCCAAAAAUUAUUGUAACUAACGAAAAUAACAAGGCAGUUAGUAGUAAAUUCUUUGAAAGUAAUAGCAGUGCUGAAUCUAGCAAAUCUGCUACACGGAGCCGAUCUAAAACUGCAGACGUAAAAAACGUACGAAAUGCUAAAGAUUCUGUAAAUAAAAAUACUAAGUCUAGGUCAAAGAGUGCUGGCACUUCGGAAACUAGUAAAUAUUUCAACGACAGUGCAAAGACACCAACUAAAAUCGUUCCUAAAAGAACUAAGAAGACAGUUAGAGAUCCUGAUGAUGAACUUAGAGUGAGUCACCGAGAUCUUGCGCCGAAAAUAAAGACAUCUCCUAAGAAUGAUGUGGCUUCUACACUGAUUGCAAUCAUGAAAGACAGAAUGGAAGAGUCGAUGAAUAAUGUGAAAGCGAUAAAGAAGAAAACGAAAACUGUAAAAGGAAAAUCAAAGACCAAAGGCGACAGUGAUUACGAACCUGAAGCAGCGAGUGACGACGAUUUCAAACCGACCAAAAUCAGUCCGAAGCCAAGUGGCAGUCGGAAGAUCGACCGGCGCGUGUUGUCCACUGAUGACGAGGCGCCUAGAGACAAGACGGAUGUCUGGUGCGAAGUGUUUGUUGAGGAGUUGGAGCAGUGGAUAGCUGUCGAUGUGGUGAAGGGGCAGGUUCACUGCACUAAUGAGAUUUAUAGCCGAGCGACCCACCCCGUCUGCUACGUAGUCGGUUGGGACAACAACAACUACCUCAAAGACCUGACGCGUCGCUACGUGCCUCACUGGAACACCGUCACCCGCAAGCAACGAGCCGAACCCGUCUGGUGGGACACGGCUAUAUCGCCUUGGAAAGGACCAAGAACGCCACGGGACAGAGAAGAGGAUGAGGCUCUGGAUAGAAUGCAGUUAGAUGCCCCCUUGCCUAAGAGCAUAGCUGAAUACAAGAACCACCCUCUCUACGCGUUGAAGCGUCACCUAUUGAAAUACGAGGCGCUGUACCCGCCCGACGCGGCGACGCUCGGGUUCGUACGCGGCGAGGCGGUGUACGCUCGCGACUGCGUCUACAUCUGCCGCUCCAGAGACACCUGGCUCAAGGAGGCGAAGGUAGUGCGGCUGGGGGAAAAACCGUACAAGGUCGUCAAAGCGAGACCCAAGUGGGAUAAGCUAUCCAACAAGCUAAUAACCGAUAAACCGCUGGAAAUAUUCGGUCCAUGGCAAGUCCAAGACUACGAGCCGCCGGUCGCCGAGAACGGAGUCGUGCCUCGCAACGCGUAUGGCAAUGUCGAGCUGUUCAAGGCCUGCAUGUUGCCUAAAGGCACCGUGCAUAUCAAGCUGCCCGGCCUAAACAAAGUGGCCAAGAAGUUGAACAUAGACUGCGCGCCAGCUAUGACAGGCUUCGACUUCAACGGCGGCUGGUCGCACCCCGUGUACGACGGCUUCGUCGUCUGCCAAGAGUUUGAGGAGGUCAUCACGCAAGCCUGGCUCGAGGACCAAGAAGAAAUGGAAAGGCGCGAGAAAGAAAAAACCGAAGCAAGAGUGUACGGCAACUGGAAGCGGCUGAUCAAGGGUCUCAUGAUCAAGGAGAGGCUCAAACUGAAGUACGGGUUCGAGGAACCUAGCACCUCGGACAAAGCCAAGGGCUCUAAAGGACCUAGGUUUGUGACGAAGAAGAAAAAGUGAGGUGAAAAUGUAAGAAAAGAGACGUGAGAUUACUGCAGAUGGUGUCACUUUACACACAGUCAACACCAAUAGUAGCGGAUAAUAACGCGCCAAAUGUAUAUGAUAUCUUAUAUUUGGCGGCCAGAAAGGUACGACAAAUUUCUUUCGACAGAAAUUGCCAGCUUUCGUGAAACAUAUCUUAAAUCCUGUUGAAUUAUGGUUUUAUACAAAAAAACGUGCGUAUGUGGUCGAGAGCUCUAAUAGGGCUACAUUUAAAUUGUUUUUACCUCUCUGAUGAAAAACAUGCGCGUCCACAUAUGGAGUGUGCACGAGAAAACGUCCCACUUUGUCGAUUGCUAUAAAGCCGCUUUUUCAGUAUAAAAAUACAAGUAAAUCUCGCCUUAAUGGUAACUGACAAAGUGGGACGUUUUACUAAACACACUCACAAAUUAUUAUGUAGAGCAAGGCACGUCACGAGGCAAGGUUCUCGCGCGUCAAUUUCCAAAGGCGACUUGCCUCGGUUGUCAAAACUCGCAGGCAAGUCUCGGCCCCCUUCUGAGGCACGUCUACGUUAAACAUUUAGAAUAGAAUAGAAUAAACAUUUAUUCGUGAACACAGGCAAGACAAAAUACACAUAAUAACAACAAGACAGAAAAUAAUGAAGUGCCACGAAAUGGCCUCAUCUCAGCGUGUUGCUGGUGACUUCCAGCGCAUUUGCAUCACGAAUACAUUGCCUUGCACUGUGUGGAUCCGCCUAAUGAUAUAAACCGUCUCCCACUCCCACCAGUGAUAUAGUAAAAUGCGCAAUAUGAAUUAUGAAGCAUUGCCAGUGAACUAUUACCGCCUAUACACGUUAAUUAUGUAUUAACUUUUGAGGUUGUUAAACUUACUUUAAUAAUUAGAAUUAAGUCACCCUUUUGUUUUUGUUAUUUGUUUUAAUUAUUUCUACGGGUAUUGAUUGAAAAGUAUAGUAAGUGUAAUGCUUUAAUUUUUGCGGAUUUUUGUUGAGAUUCGUCAGUUAUCAUGUAAAUGUUGAAAUGCUCGUUUUAAUUAUGUUAUGCAUGAUUUUUUUUUAAUUGAGUAAUGUAAUUACAAUUAUUUCUUUUAAUUAAAAGUUAUAAUUUUACAUACUUUGUUUAUUUUAGUAAGUAUGACGCCAAAAUCUACAUAUACAGGCUGCUCCUAUUACGUUUGGCUAUACUCUGAGGGUAAAAGGGGGUUGGGGAUAUUUCGGUGAAUCACAUGUAUUUUUUUUUGGAAUAGCAUUUUUUUAUAAUUUCAAGUUUGGCCCCUUAGUAAAAGUUAAAUCAUUAGUAUAGGUGAAAAACUUAAGAAAGUCACCUGUUGUAUGUGUGAGUGACGUGUUCGAAUAGGCGUUUGUU